Molecule: messenger RNA, 2799 nt
Organism: Enterobius vermicularis (human pinworm)
Lineage: Eukaryota; Metazoa; Nematoda; Chromadorea; Rhabditida; Oxyuridae
Source: the annotation of a GenBank genome assembly
AUGUUUUGCAUCCAAGCUUCUUCUUUUGCUUUUCGGUUUAUCGAAAUGAUUCCUAUAGUUAAGAUAAGAGGACUUCCAUUGUCGGCUAAAAGCCAUGAUAUACGAGCGUUGUUCGGUGGACUGCUGAUACCAGAUGGAGCUGUUCACGUUAUUGGCGGUGCCGAAGGGCUUGCGUUUAUCGCGUUCGGUACGUUUGAAGACGCCAAGCAGGCCGUAAACUUUACAAAUGCUGAAAUUCAUGGACACCCUAUCGUAGCUGAGUGGUCAACAGAAACGGAAAUGUGUAAAAUUAUUAGUGAUGUCUUACGCUCACGAAACCGAAUUUUAUCCUCAGAAUUUAAUGACCAUGCUGCACCAGUAGAGGUCAGCCGUAUAGAGAAUGCGCAAGAAUUGGCCAAUAGCUCGUUACAGGUAGAUAACCCCGUGUUUGGAACUUCAGUGAAGCCUGAAAUGGCGUCAGGGAAUACUUUGUCGUGUUAUCAAGAGAAAAAUUAUUUUUCACCUGGUUCACCUUUGAACUUAAGUUAUUUGGCUCCGAAUGCGUUAGCGCAGCAGGAGCCUAGAAUCUCUCCAGAAAGCUAUCUCCAGCAGAAGAUCUUCUCUAAUUAUUACAAGCCAAAUGAGACUUUAAAUGAUGCACUACUUAAGUGGAUGCACAUGCUUGUUGGGAGCUCAGGCCAAACUUCGUUGACUGGGACGAGCAGUUUCAAAGAUUCCAAAAGAGAACUGACAGAAAAGCAAAAGUUUUAUUAUAUCAAGCUCAGUAGUCUUCCUUCAGAAAUUACAACGACUGCGGCCUUGGAGGAUUUUCUUAGUCCAUCGUCUCCUUUGCGCCUCUCUUCUGUAAAGACGAUUUUUGACCAAAACAGGUUUCCUUAUUACUUCCUAGUUCGCCUGGAAAAUGUUGACGACAUGCAAAACGCAUUGGAUAAAGAUGGGGAGAAAGGAAUUAAGACUCUUACUUACUGUAAUGCGGGGUAUCCUACAGCACUAGUGGUUUGCAAAGUAGUUCAGGCAUGUUCGCAGGCUUUUUUCAUCAGUGCAGUUGAUGGUGAGAUUAGAAAAGGAAGAUCAGAAAGUGUCAAAACAGAUAGUUAUUCUAGCGAAGAAGAAGCAAUUUCCCCGAAGCGUGAAUCUUUCUCGAAGAAAGUUCUGCUGGAAAAGUUUAGAACGGGAAGUCAGAGGUCGCGCAGUCGGUCCCCGCAUGUAAACUCUAGAACUUUAGAAGUGAAACGUUUGGAACGAGUUCACUCACCUGACCAGCGUCGCGCUGAACUAAAUGUUAGCAAAAGGAAGAAAGAUCGUGAUCGACGUGGGGAUUACGAUCGAUUUUCUCCCACGAAACGUCGUUAUAGGAAAGGGUCACCGAAAAAGUCAGAUCAUUCUCCGCCGCAAAGAAAGCAGGAGAAAGAACCAGAGCGUAGUCGCUGUCAUGGGCAGGUGACUAAAGAGCCUUGUAGGCGUACAGGAUGUAGCAAAGAAACUUCCUCUAAGAAUGAAGCGUCUUCUUUGAAAGCUGAUCAUUCUCAGGAAGAAUUUGGCACCUCCGAGGGAGGUAUGCCUUUGGAGUUAGUGGAUAAAGGGAUUAACACGAGAAUUUCUGAGAACAAUCCGUUUACUAGCUUGCAGAGUUUAUCGCGUAGUUCUAAUGAUGCUGUAACGGCUGCAAAGUCUAAUUCGAGUUUUCCCGAGGUUGUGACAAAUAAAAUGAUUUUCAAAAGUACAACAGUCAUGGGUGGUUCAGAGGUAGAACAAGGGAAGCAUAGCACAGUUGCGGGGAAUGACGGAAAUGCAGUGGCAGACGUUCAAGUGGGAGGUUUUGCUACUAACUGUGAUAUUAGCAGACAAAUUGGUGAGAAUUUAUCUGUUAAAAGCAAAGACAACCUAGACGGUCUUAUGAAGUGUAAGAGAGAGGAAAAAUUGGAAGGUCAAUAUUAUGUGGAGUUUACGAACUUACCUUUGUCCGUCACUGAGGGGGAAGUAAAAGACUAUCUGGGAUGUCUCUGCAGCAAUGCCACAGUGAAAAGAGCGUGCUUUAGAGACGGAAAACCGUCUGACCGGUGGGUAGCAGUGUUCAAAACAGAGGAGUUAGCUGAAAGGGCAUGCCAUAUAUUUGGUGAGAUACAAGGACAGAUAAUAAUCCCUCGGAAGCAAGUGUUCAAGCUGCUGUUGGAAGAUAAACAGGUAGAAAAAGUAAAGCUUGAGAAAGGAGUCUGUGCCCCUGAGCAGAGUGCUACUAGUGCGAUUCCCAGUAAUUCUGCGAAAACCGAAUUAAUAAAUCCUCCUGAGACUGAAGUUGCAGGGAAGGUGAGUGAAGGAGAGAAUAAUGAAAGUAGUGUUGGAUGUCAUGCAGGCGCAACGUAUGGUUCAAGGAAUGAACAGCUGUGGCAUUUGUAUCACCAGUACUGUCAGACAUAUUAUGCAGCGACUAAUGGCCCAGUUGAUUACAUGCAAACUACUUUGCAUGGUAUUCACAGCAGUCGAGGACGUCCAGUUUUAAUCCCGAAUGGUCCAGCAGAAUUUUUUGCUCCAUACCAGUAUCCUGGACCGUGUUUCACCUCAUCAGAUAACUUCUUCACAGAUCCGAUGUCCAUUUUUGGUGUUGUUUCUUCAAAGUAUCUGCAGCGAGGUGGGCCUCCACGUCUUAGGACGCCGACAACUUACUCAGCUAAUCCCUUACUUUACAAAAGAAGGGGUGCUGGAGGCUAUGAAGGUCUAAAAUUCAUGUUACUUGUGGCAAUUUCCACGCAGAACUGCAAUUACACGCUGUCUUUUUCAACUAAAGCUCCAAAGCCCUAA